UGAAAUUGUUCAUUGUAGUCACUAAUCUUUGAGAUUUUUUAAUGUCUAUGCAUAUUUGGAUAGAUUUGUUUUACAGUUGAGCAAACAAAUGUUUCUUGGCUCUGCAUAUUUGCAAAUAAAAUGUAACCCUCCAAACCAAAAAUAAAUAAAUAUAUACAUACUCCUAACACUUUUAUUUUUGCAGAUUAUGGAAAUAAAUUCACUGCUUCCACAUGCCAAACACAGAAUAAUGAACUUUAAAAUAGCAGUUGCGUCUUUCCUUCAGACAGUAAAUUGUACCUAUCUGAUAAAGAUUACCUUGAAAUGAACUGUAUACUUUUAACUUGCCUAAACACUUCUUUAAAAGACAGGAUAAAAACUUUGGUAAAUCCGAUAAUUACAGUAAUUAAAGGAUUAAAUAAUUAAUUUUCUUAAUGCUUGUAAUCUUGCAAAUUAAUUAAAGCAUGUAACAACUAACUUAAGUAAAUAAUCUCAAACAGUCUGAUGUGGUGAAUAUGAAUUGCGGACAGGGUUAGACGCAACAAAAUAUUGCAAACAUGUUUGAUCUUAUUACUUCUAAUAAGAAAUAUUUAUUAUUAUUCUAACUAAAUACUGCAGUGAUGUGUUUUACUGCUAUAUUAAUUUCUGUGAGCAGUUCAGGAGUGUGAUCUGCCAAAUACUGAUCAAGAAUGGGUAAAAGUGUGUUAACUGUAAUUUAACUUAGAUUAAAUAUUUUAUUAUAUGAAUAUUCAGUGCUGAAAUGUAGGAGCAAAUAUUCACAAUUUCUUGAAAAGGUUUCAGGUGGGUUACUAAAUCCACAAUAUUAGACCAAAACAUGAUUCAUUUAGCUUAGCAUUCUACAAUGACCUUAUUUAACUUGACUCAUUUCUUUACCAUUACAGAAGAAAAGUCACAUGAAAAAAUUAAACCAUAAGAUGGCUGUAGAAUCCCAUAACAAAUACCUGUUGGACGUUCUCUUAUUCCAAUGUAAACGUCUAUUUUUGAACUUGAAUGAAAACGAAAUAUUACGUAAAAUGCACUCCAAUCACAUAACAUCUGUAUAAUAUUAAAAAUCAUCUCCUGGCGUGUGAUUUCGUGAUGUUUCACUUGGUUUAGGAGCAAAACAAUAUUUGUGUAAUUAAAACACCGUGAAGUUCCUUUACCGAAAGAACAUUCGCUCAGCGUGCCUCUAACAAACAGUGUUUAACUCAAGCGAAAAAUAAAACACCCCGCGGGCUCUCAGAUGGGCUUAACACAAACUCUUGACAUUCGUUUUUCUCACUGUAAAAACACUCAGUCGCGACGGAUCGAUACUUUGAAUGGCCUCAUUUAGCGCAACGCAUCCUACACCACGCAGCGCUAUAUCUGCAGACUUUCUCGUAAGCCUGUCGUUAAGACAACUGUGAUGAGAGCUGAACUCAUGCAACAUGAAGUCUGGCUUGAUAAGAGACUUCAAUUACCACGCCAAACAAUCUCUCCUCUCUAAAUUAUUCAUUUUAACACGCUACGCUGCCGAUGGGAUGCUGCUCAGAUUCACAUAACUCAUGUGAGAACAGAGCAACGAUGGAACAAAAUGGAAACAACAUUUUUAACAAUUUAAGAAACUUGUUUUAAUGAAACCAAUGAAUGCAGAGAGCGAACGGAAAGCAAAUGCGUUAAUAUCUUUAAAGUUAAGCAAAUAAGGAAUCGAGAAAUAUAUGCGCGCGCACACAAUGGAGAAAGUAAAUUAUGUGUAUCAAAACAAAACUAACGAAGUAAAUAAAUACACGUGUUUCUUUGAGAAAUAUGAAAUAAAAAAUACGAAUCCAGCUUUAAUUACAAGGGAAAACAAAUGACAGCCCAACUUUAUUUUUUCCACUUUUUAUUAUUUUCUUUCCUUUCUGUUUUUUUUUUUUUUAAACGUUCUUUUACUUUCCUGACAUUAAGUGCAUACAGAAGUGAAAUUGUGAAUAUCUUCUGUAAAUAACACACGUGCAGGCUGCACAUACAUCUUCGCUGUCAUCUGAUUACAAUAACACUGAAUAACCCGAAUGAUACAUCAGUCUCUAAAACGUUUCAUUACGCUCUUGACUUUACUGACUAUGGACGAUACGAGAAUUUUAAAACAAAUCUCUAUAUAGUUAUAAACACUGUCCUAUACAAGAUCCUUGAUUGUGUUGCAAUUAUAAAUACGAACAGGCUAGAUAAUUAGAAAACCGUUCAACUAAUCUGGAUCAGAUUGUUUUAGGCAUUAUCACAAUAUUACAGAAGCUACAUCUCCACUACCAUGCGACCAUGGGCACACACACACGCGCGCUUGUUUGAUCGAUUUGAAGCAGUAUCCAGCUUUUUGAGCACAGGAUGAAAUCGCGGUGCAUGAAUGCAACACUAGCUGUGCGCGGUCAAUAACCUUACAUUAGCAAAAACUAAAUAUUGUUUAACACAAUUAGCAGCCAGUUCUUAAAGACUAAAUCUUAAUUCUGUGUAAACAAAAAUAUGUAAGUAAAAUCGCACCUAACAAAUAAGCAUUUAAAAUCCAGUAUUAUUUUCACCGUAUAGCCUACUACUUUACGACCAAAUGUGCAUACAGCAAAAUAACAAAAUCCUAACAUGUCAAAUAGUUGUAAUGUAAGCUAAAGAAAGUAAAAGCUUAUAGCUGAAAUGUGUGCACUUAAUGCCGUCUGUAUUAAAGCCUAACCUGAAGUCGCCGCGGCUCGAGCGCUGGAUGUUCAGGAGGAGAGCGUCUCUCCAGAGCACCGAGGCUGCGAUUGGCCAACUGCACUGACAGCUAGCCCGCUUAUUGGCCAGAAAGAGAUGCCCGUCCCCUUUUCACUCUAGCUAGAGGACCAUUCAUAAACUAAACAAUUCCAACACUCACGGCUGAGUCUGGACAACUGCACACUGGCACACAGUUUUCACGCGCAAACACAAGUGAGAAAGAUGACAUGAGGCGCGGAGAUUUAUCCUGCAGCUGAUACUGGCUCGGAGAACAACUUAAACCCUUUAAACCUUUUCAAGUCGAGUUGGAAAAGUCGCACUGCGUUGCAUCCAUCCGUUUCCUGGUCCAAACUUGACGUCUAUCCGCUGUGGGCGCAAACUUCAUCACUUCAUUUUUUUUUUUCUCUUAGCUGGGAGUUGUGCCUCUGGCUUCACCGGUAAGCAUUGGAUCCAUCGGCGUACUGCGAAACUCCGGUCUACAGUCCGGAUCUGUGCCCCAAUAUGAUUGCAACGCAAGCAAAGCUGGUUUACCAGCUCAAUAAAUAUUACAACGAAAGAUGCCAGGCGCGCAAAGCGGCGAUCGCCAAGACCAUACGAGAGGUGUGUAAGGUGGUGUCGGACGUGCUGAAGGAGGUGGAGGUCCAGGAGCCCCGUUUCAUCAGCUCCCUGAGCGAGAUAGACGCGCGCUAUGAGGGCAUGGAGGUCAUCGCACCCAACGAGUUUGAGGUCGUGCUUUACCUGAACCAGAUGGGAGUCUUCAACUUCGUAGAUGACGGCUCUCUGCCGGGCUGCGCGGUGCUCAAACUCAGCGACGGCCGUAAGAGGAGCAUGUCCCUGUGGGUGGAGUUCAUCACCGCCUCCGGUUAUCUGUCGGCGCGAAAGAUCCGCUCCCGCUUCCAGACGCUGGUGGCCCAGGCCGUGGAUAAAUGCAGCUACCGGGACGUGGUUAAGAUGGUGGCGGACACGAGCGAAGUGAAACUGCGCAUUCGGGAGAGAUAUGUGGUGCAGAUCACCCCGGCCUUCAAGUGCACGGGCAUCUGGCCUAGAAGUGCUGCUCAGUGGCCCAUGCCUCACAUCCCGUGGCCCGGGCCGAACCGGGUGGCGGAGGUGAAAGCGGAGGGUUUUAACCUCCUCUCCAAAGAGUGCUACUCGUUAACGGGAAAACAGAGCUCGGCGGAAAGCGACGCCUGGGUCUUGCAGUUCGCCGAGGCCGAGAACAGGCUUCUGAUGUCGGGCUGCAGGAAGAAAUGUCUCUCUAUUCUAAAGACUCUCCGCGACCGACACCUCGAGCUGCCGGGACAGCCGCUCAAUAACUACCACAUGAAGACCCUGCUGCUGUACGAGUGCGAGAAACACCCGCGGGAGACUGACUGGGACGAGUCGUGCCUCGGCGACCGUCUGAACGGUAUUCUGCUGCAGCUCAUCUCCUGUCUGCAGUGCCGCCGGUGCCCACAUUACUUCUUACCCAACCUAGACCUGUUUCAGGGCAAACCGCACUCAGCCCUGGAGACAGCGGCCAAACAGACCUGGAGACUGGCCAGAGAAAUCCUUACCAACGCUAAAAGUUUGGAUAAACUGUAAGAUGCAGAAGGAGGACAUUUUAUGUCGGUGAAUAUUAACGGACGUUCGAGAUCACAACACUGAAAGUGGAGAAUGUGAUCACGGUGCUCUCCGAGUAAUGAAACCAAGAAAAUAAAAGAUUAAAAUAAAACUUAAAAAAAAACCCCCGAAGCAUUUGCUUUUGCCGAGGCUCAAACGGGACAUUGCAGGAGAGAGAAAUGAAGGUACAUUUUAAACUAAGUGUAAUGAUUUUGUUGUUUGUUUGAACUGUUUUCACAAAGUGAAAAUUUUAUUUAAAUAUAUGCACAAGAUCUUUAAUUGCGAAUUACAAAAUGUAGCGUGCCAAGUUCUUUUUUUUUUUUUUCAUGAUGUGAUCAAAAAUUGAAACGUGUAAUAAAAUCAUGACACGAUGAAAUUUAAACUUGGCAUUCGUCAUUACUCAAUGAAAAAUUCCUGGCAUUAAUGGGACUACAAUACAUAAGCUAGAUGCAUAAAUAAUUAAGCAUAUAGUUUUGGCAUUUGUUUUCGCUAGUUAAACAAAAGCAUAGCUAAGUACAUUACAGUGUGUAUUUGUGGACCGCUCAUUCAGUUUAACUCGUAGAAAACGAAACGUAGAAAACACGCGAGGCCUGUUGCUGUAAAUGACAAAAAUUAUUUAUUAAAUAGACACUAGCAGCAAAAUAAAGAUGAUCGUAUUUUAAAAAAAUAAUAAUAACAAUAAUAUAUCGCACUUUAGAGUAACAACCAAGGCCAUUUACACUUCUAAAUACAAUGUUUUUUUGUUUUUGUUUUUAAAACGGACAGACGAUCUCUCACAUAGACGAACAAUAGGCUACAUAAUUUCACAGAUUAAAACCAAUGCAGUUUAAAAUAAAAUAUAAAAUGUUCAAAUUACCACACUUUGCAUUUUAACUUUUUUGACUGAAUAAUAGGCUAAUGUUUGGGAGUAAAGAAUUAUGUUAUUUUACUCUGGAAAUCCCCGUAAAAAAGAAAGAAAGAAAAAUUUGUUUUUAUUAAUUAUUGCAAAAAUAAAAACAACCUAUUAGAAUUAAAAGGCCUACUGAAAGAAAUACUUAGACAAUGUUUUGCAACAAACAAAUAAAUAAUCUACUAAUACUGAUGUAGCUAUUUUAUUCUGGCAAAAUAAACUAUUUUACUUCACAAUUCCGUUACUAUAGUAAAAACAGCAAAAUAUAAUUAAUCUAGCUUUAAGGAAAAUUACUCUAUUGAAAGCAAGAUAUUUCAAAUACAUGAACAGAAAAGGAAUUUCAUAAGGAAAUACUGAAAGUUGAUACUUUGUUCUUCAAAAGGCAAAACAAAAGUUCUAGUCAAUGAAGCAUUCAGAAGAAUGUUUCAAAUUAAGUCAUCCUCUUCAAGCAUUUGCAUUAAUAGUGAGGAUUUUUGGUUGCACCUCAGCUACACGCCAAUGGUGAUGGCAAGUUACACUUUAAUAGCCUUGGCCCACAUAUGUUAUGAACAGCUGAAACAUGCAACAUGCUAUGAGGAAAGAGAGCAAGCUUUUCUAUCAGCAAAGCCUGUUCUGCCUUUGUGUUACGAUAUAGCCAUGCAAGAUAAGAUGACCACAAAAAGCCAGUACUCACAAACCCUGUGUGGAAAGGUAGUUAUAUAUAUAAAAAACAAACCAGUAUUGUGAAAGCACAUUAAAGGACCUUGGUUAUACUUUUUAUUUAUACUAUUUAGUGUGCAAAGCUCAUGGGACAAUUGGAGUCAUUCUGGAUGAGAA
Onychostoma macrolepis is the source of this 5980-nucleotide messenger RNA. RefSeq names its product mab-21-like 2 (gene mab21l2). The transcript has a single exon. The coding region runs from base 3178 to 4257 and encodes 359 amino acids. Lineage: Eukaryota; Metazoa; Chordata; Actinopteri; Cypriniformes; Cyprinidae. The record is from RefSeq and is a predicted model, not a curated record.